UCUACCUAGAAAGAAAAUGUUGAACCUGGAUCUUGAGAUCCUACUGGCGGGUGAGGCAGGAGAAGACUGGAUUAAGGAGAAUUCUGACAGAAUAUGUACAAGUAUACAGGAACCGGAAUCCAGCUUACUGCACCUUGUAGAACUGUUGGGUCCUGUGCUUACACAUACAAAACCUCAGGUGAGGUCUGCAGGAUUACAUUUUCUGUCUUCAACCCUGGAAACCCUUCCUUUAACAUUCCUCACACAGGAAGAGCUCGAAGUUUUGGUCAGUUUUUACACAGAUCGUCUCAGGGACCAUCAUAGUAUUAUUCCACAAACUUUAAGAGGUUUACAGUGUCUGUGUAAAUCCUCCAACUUGAGUAGAGAUCAGCUGGAGAUUCUAUUGGACAGAUUGUUCCGUGAGUUGAUGGUGCAGCAACAAGUUGUCAGAGACAGAGCUGUCGUCUUCAAUAUUAUAUCUCAUUCUUUAUACAAUAGAUUUGAAUUUGCAAAAACUCUAGAAACCCAGAUUACAGUUGGAUUCCUCCAGGCUGGUGAGGGUGAGAAGGAUCCCAGGAACCUGGUGAACAUCUUCAACUGUUCCUCCUUCAUCCUCGACAACUUCAACGUUGACCAUCUCAGGGAGGACAUCUUCGAGAGUUUAGCAGUUUAUUUUCCAAUAGAUUUCACUCCACCCAAGGGAUUAACAGUAUCUGUCAGCAAGGAAGAUUUGAUCCUGAGUUUAAGACGAGGAAUAACCCACCCUGGUCUGCUGGAAUUUAGUGUUCCUUUGUUCAUGGAGAAACUAGAUAGUGAGCUAGAAUCAGCAAAGAUUGAUAGUGUGGAAUCUCUUUGCGAGCUGGUUAAAAGAUGUUCCGAAGCAGAGGGAGGGAAGGUAGAUUGGUUAAAAGACAAUGGGAAGAUACUGGAACUAGUCUGGAACGGAUUAAAGAAAGAACUGCUGGGGAUACGGGUCCAGGCUACGGAACAGCUUGUUUUCCAGAUCAGACAAUUACUCACAAGAGUUAGUUACUUCCUGGAGACGGAUGUUGGAGGAUUGAGAACUCCGGAUGCAGUUGGAGGUUGGAGGAUGUGGUUUGGUUGGGUCUGGAGGGAUCUUAAACCUCAUCUUUCCGCAGCAGGAACCAGACUUAUAGCUGGAGCUAUUGAUAUCCUUGCAUCUCUAGCAGGAAGUGGAAAAGUGCAAGGUAGAGAUGUGUUAAACAGUUCUCUGCCAGUUCUUCUCACCACGUGGAGAUCAGCUCCGGAGGAUGCCAGAAAUCAGCUGAUUUCCUCAAUAAGUCAGCUGCUGGUUGCGUCUGCACAGACUGGUCCCGGGACGGAUAUCUCUGGGCUGGAUGAGAUUGUUGGUCUAUACCUGGAGACAGGGAAUUUGACCGGGCUGGCUGCUGCAACUGGGGUUCUUAGUUCACAACACAGGACUGAAUUGUGUGCGAGUCUCCUAGACCAUGUGAAGAAUAAUAAACCCUGUGGACCUGCACUAGUUUAUCUGGCAAAGUGGGAUACUGAGCUAGUGAAGGAGAAUCUUGUUCCCAGGUUCCUGGAGCUGGGGGAGCAGGGUUUAUUACCGUUGGCAGAUAUACAGGAUGCUGGUCUACUUAAUCUAUCACUACCCCGUGUAUCAGAGCGCCUAGAAACCUACUCAACAAGUUCUAUCCUAGAAUAUAUUAAUAGAGUAGCAAGCUAUACAUUCACAACUACAGAUAGGAUGAAUCUAUGUGAAGAGACGGGUUCUAUCCUAUCUUCUCUUCUCUCUUGGUCCUCUCGUCCUACUCUCACAAACUCAAGGUCCAUCACAUCGUUCUGUACAGUACUGCAGAAUCUUGCCUCAAUCCUAGACGAAGAACAUGUUCAUGUACUCACAGAUAUUGGAAUCUUAAAUAUGAUACGAGAAGCUCACACUAAUACAGGUUGUCUACUAGAACUAGAAGCUCUGGUUUCAAGUCUGAAUCCCUCUGUUCUGAACAAACUACCAGAAAUAGUUGACAAGGUUCUUGAACUACCAGCAUCUUGGCAACUAAAGGCUAGCCUUGUCAAUAAACUGCCACACCUCUCCUCUAAGCUGGAGGGGGUGGAGAGCCCCGAGGGAGUGGGACAGAUCUCACACGCCCUCGUUCUAAACGGAAACCCAUCGUGUUCAAACUGGAUGAAGAAAUUAUUGCAUUUAUUAGACGAUUCUGAAAAAGGGUUACCUGCCGCAUCAUGCUUCAAGUAUAUGUUAAGCCCCGCCCCCUGGCUCCACCCUUCCUCAUCCUUCCUAUUCAAGCAGAGGGCGUGGUCCACCCUCCAUCCUCCCCUUCUAACCUCGGCUAACCUUCCUAACAAUAUCAAUCACCUGACCGCUCUUAUAAACCUUCUACCCGAGGUUCCCCGCCCACUCCUGGAACCUGUAGUCCCCGCCCUACUCCCUCUGGUCACCAAGGCACUAAGGCAGGAGGCCACUGCUCUGUCUGCCUUGUCAUGUUUGGUUGACCUCAUUCAAUCCUCACCCAACCUUGUCUCAUCAUAUAUUCAUGAUAUUGUUCCUCGCUGCCUAGAUCUGUGUGUUCCCCCCUCCCCUCUCAAUACAAGACUUAAAGCUCUAGUUUGUUUACAUUCCCUGGGAUCGAUAUCCAGCACAGUUACUGUCACCCUGGCCAGACCAUAA
Eurytemora carolleeae is the source of this 2647-nucleotide messenger RNA. RefSeq lists its product as uncharacterized. Gene Ontology annotation, biological process: iron-sulfur cluster assembly. The transcript is spliced from 26 exons. The record is from RefSeq and is a predicted model, not a curated record. NCBI's taxonomy places the organism in Eukaryota, Metazoa, Arthropoda, Copepoda, Calanoida, Temoridae. The coding region runs from base 17 to 2647 and encodes 876 amino acids. Gene Ontology annotation, cellular component: cytosolic [4Fe-4S] assembly targeting complex.